GAUAAUGUUUUGACCUUGUUGUUGUUGACCAGGUGUACAAUAAAGAUUAACUUAGGUGACUUUUCUAGCUUAGAGCACAAUCUGUUAACAAAUUCUCUCUUUUGUCCAUACUCCAUUACCCAUAGGACUGCUUCCAUUCAAAAGACUAUCUAAAGACGAUAGUUCCGUGUCUAAUAUUUCAAAUUCAUAGAACAGCUACAAAACCUACCAGUGUUUUAAACUAUUUGCUGCAUAAUUGAGAUUUUUAAUUUGAAGAAUCUGCAAAGAAAUUGUGUCAUGGCGGUUCACGAAGCAAGAAAGAAAAGAUAUAAAAAAGUGCCUCCGGAUGGUGGAUAUGGGUAUUGGAUUUUGGUGGCAGCAUCUGUGGGCUUGGCCUCAUCGACAAUGUUUUACGUAUGUUUCGGAAUGAUUUACAACGACUUCUUCAUCAAACUGGGCAUGGGCACCACCGGCAUCAGCGUGCUGACGGGGAUCAGAGCCGUGGGCAUGGCACUCUCCGGUUUCCUCACAGGGCCGCUCCUGAAAAUGAUGAGCAGACGCAAGCUGGCCCUCGUAGGCGCUACAUUCUACAACUCGGGAAUGUUCGGAACCGUGUUCGUCAACACGCAGGCGCUGUUUAUUUUCUGUCAAGGCCUCUUGCAGGUUAUUGGUAUAGGAUUACUUUAUACUGUGUCAUGUACAUGUAUAAACGACUAUUUUGUCGACAAGCGGUUGUUAUCCACCGGCAUUGUGCAAAGUGUGGCAGCCGCCGCAGGAAUGGUGGCGCCGAUGAUUGUGUCGUGGACCAUGGCCGAGUACGGGUACCAGUGCACGCUCAUCGUCAUAUCGGCUGUCGGCAUGCAGAGCUACAUCGCCGCCACGCUGCUGCAGCCCGUGGCCUGGCACAUGAAGAGGGUCGAAAUCACGGAUUCAGAGUAUAAUACAUUGUUGGAGAAGGAUAAAGACACAACAUCUCAGGCAGGUGAAAACGUCGACAAUGCCCGCAGUAGGGCACAGCACAGCGGAUGUCAUUCCAGAUCUAAAGAUCCUAAAGCAGAGCCUAACUGGGGAUACUUCUCCACGAAACUGCUUAACAUCAGCCGGGUCAUAGCCUUGUUUGCCAACGUAGUGUAA
Messenger RNA from Cydia splendana, 1113 nucleotides. Its product is annotated as monocarboxylate transporter 13-like. The coding region runs from base 277 to 1113 and encodes 278 amino acids. Gene Ontology annotation, cellular component: membrane. Gene Ontology annotation, molecular function: monocarboxylic acid transmembrane transporter activity. NCBI's taxonomy places the organism in Eukaryota, Metazoa, Arthropoda, Insecta, Lepidoptera, Tortricidae. The transcript is spliced from 7 exons. The record is from RefSeq and is a predicted model, not a curated record. Gene Ontology annotation, biological process: transmembrane transport.